UGAUCUGCUAAUCUCGUCAGGGAUGCUUGUUUUAUGCUCGUUCGGUUAGAUAAAAAAUAGUCCGCGAAUCACUCGGGACCGUAUAGUGCCAUUCGUAAUUCGGAUCGAACUACGAGUGCGUUACAUCGCAGGAUCGGGAGCAGCUCAUAAAUCAAUCCAUCAAUCAAUACUCGAGGGCCGAUCAGUCUUCGGGUGAACUAAACUUCAAAAGUGGGCUAAGCGGUUGGACCCUUGAUCAGAGCCAGCGGCGGUGCAUUGUGUGAUUUAUUACCACGUGAGUGAAGCAGCUGGUUGGAAGAUAGCGAAGAAGAGUUGAACGUUGAACUUUUAGUGUUCCUAAUGGGUGCAGUGAUGUGUAGUGGAAGAUGAAAUUUGUGCAAAUGAGAUGCUGAUUUAAUCGCACCCCACAAAGCGAGAUAAUCAUAAUCGGUGGAAGCAGAAGCAUAAUCGAUGUAAGGCUUUUGCGAGCCGGGAACUGAAUACGAAACGCAUAGAAGGUGAAGAGGCCAACAACGAAAAAAUACGAGUAGUGCUUUGAAGAUCGAGUGCUGACGAGAAGAGGCAUCGAAGACUUAGUAUAGUUAGUUAAAGUUUAAUUAUUACAUAAGUUAUUCGAAAGAGCACAUGAGGAACCGAAGUGGAUUUACACAAACCGAAUAGUACGAAACAAAGAUUGUUGUGAAUUGGGAUCAUGCGUCUGAGGACCACUCAUUUCCUGUAAACUGCACCAGUGAACCAAAUUAACUGUGAACGUUCAAGUGCUUUCGGUGCAGUUCAAAGUGGUAGAUUGUUUUGCAACCGAAUAAGGAAAACCCCCUGCAAAAUUAUUAAACCAUUGUCAUCUUGGACCGUCAACCAGAAGUGCAUGUCAAGGAAGCCAAGGAGAAAAGUGGCUAGCAGAGGGUGAAUUUACUUGGAACUCGUGACCGUGACCUGAACGAGAUUUGCACAGCCUCAGCCUCGCCAUGUGGAAGUACAUCGUCAUCGUGUCAGUGUUUGGAGUAUACCUGCUUAGGAACCAUCAAAUAAAUGGGCAAGUGUUCGGCUACGAGCCGGACGUGGACUACCCGGCCUACGACAGGAUACCCUCCGGUUUGACGUUCCGCUGCUCGGACAAACUGCCCGGCUACUACGCAGACAUCGACACGCGCUGCCAAAUUUGGCACUGGUGCCUCCCGAACGGCUACAUGUUCUCGUUCCUGUGUCCGAACGGAACCGUAUUCAAUCAAGCCCAUCGAGUGUGCGAUUGGUGGACCAAUGUCAAUUGUGGCGAUUCGUUAGGGCUGUACGACAACAACAAUGAGCUGUAUCGAGACGUGGAAGGAAAUCUGAUAGCGGGAUAGCAACGUGUCGAAUAAUAGCUGUACUGUGUUUUCCUAUAAUUUAUUGUUGUUAAGUUUUAAACCGUACUCUGAGACUCUGUACCUAAUUAUCUAGAAAAGUUUUGAUUAUGAUUGAACUUAUGAAAGACGAACAUGUGACCAACUAGAACGAGAAGAUACACAAUUUUGAAUGGUUGUACUCAAUCCAUACCGUAAUGAAACUUAUAAAUAGUAAUGAGAUUUUUUCGCUAGAUGAUUUUUGUAAUGUUUUUUUUUCUUUUGUAAAUAUAAAACAAUAAAGAUGUAAAAAUGUA
This is a messenger RNA of Armigeres subalbatus, 1636 nucleotides long. Its product is annotated as U-scoloptoxin(01)-Er1a. Gene Ontology annotation, cellular component: extracellular region. Gene Ontology annotation, molecular function: chitin binding. The coding region runs from base 966 to 1343 and encodes 125 amino acids. The record is from RefSeq and is a predicted model, not a curated record. The transcript is spliced from 3 exons. NCBI's taxonomy places the organism in Eukaryota, Metazoa, Arthropoda, Insecta, Diptera, Culicidae.